Molecule: messenger RNA, 9323 nt
Organism: Labeo rohita (rohu)
Lineage: Eukaryota; Metazoa; Chordata; Actinopteri; Cypriniformes; Cyprinidae
Gene: znf770
Product: zinc finger protein 770
Exons: 4
Coding region: 2457-9323 (2288 amino acids)
Source: RefSeq, a predicted model, not a curated record
CGAAAUGGCGUUUGUUUGCAUACGAGCCAGUGAGAGGUGUGGACUGAAUAGUUGUUAAUAAAUUGCUCCGAGUAUUUGUGUAUAUAUAUUUUAUAUUGGAAGCUUGUUAUUGUCGGUUUGGAACACAACCGUCGAAAAUUAUGACAAAUUGAGCGAGUCGUCUCUUGAUUCAUAUCACGAAAUUCCUGCGGAAUCGUGAGAGAAUCGUGGUCUCCAAUUUAUUAAAAACAACUGGGAUGCUUAAUUUGUCCAGAAUCGUGAAGCUCUUGAAAUGUUAUUACUGCAUAUAAUUCAUUAAAAUGUAAGUUUAAUUACAUGAAGUUCAAAAUGCACCUAGGGUUUUUUUUUUUGUACAUUUUGUCGUCUUCAGUUGAAUAAAAGACUGUUUUCCCUAUAUAUUUCAUCAUUGAGGAUUUCUUAAGAAACAUUUAAAAAUCUCGUCUCGUCUAGUUCUCUUAGUCUCGUGUCUCCUCUCCUAGAAUAAGUGUCUCGUCACACCCCUGUUAUUAACAUUUUAUAUAAAAUGAACAGAUGCUUUAGGGAAAAGCGCAGACAGACUGAAAGAACGCACACUCAGUCUUUGCCAGCAGGUGGCGCUUAUGGAAUGGGAGCGAUAUAACGUUUCUAUGGUUACCGCUGUAAACAAAGCAGCCCCGCGCUUAUGAACGCUACUUUAAAUACGUCAUACAUGGGCAAAUGAAAAGAAAACGCCAUGUAAACUUUUCUUUAAACAGUCCGUUCCCCUUACAGAUACAUUCACAUAAGCCACAAUUUCAGUAUUCGGAUAAUAUUUCCAAUAUUUGUGCACCGUGAUCUUGCUCUGCCUGCUACAGUAUUUUUUUCCCUCUUUGCGUUCCUCUUUAGCGUCUUUGGCCUCUGUUAACGGAUGUCUAAAGAGUUCGUAAUAUUUCCACACACAUGACAUUUUGAAAGAAGAUUGCAUGCAGUUCGUGUGCAUGUCCGGAAUCGUGUGCAUCUGUCUCCACUGUAUAAAUUAUGUAUGUAUUGAUCAUUGUUAACCGUCUGGGGUCGUUUGUGGCAGUUUUUCUGAUAACGCCAAAAAGAACUUAAAUUACUCCGUCAUUUUUUUUUUUAUUUUUUUUUUUUACGUACAGAUAAUAGCAAUACAUCAAUCGAAUCUGUAAGGAGUCUACUUUUAGUUGUUACACAUAACAACAACAUAGCAAACAAAAAAAUAAACAGGCAAAAGCAAACAAACAGGGUGUGCAGUCUGCUGCGUUGUUCUCUGUGAUCGUCAUUAAGAAAUGCGUCACUAAAAUGAACUAAAACUCGGCGAAUACUGGACACAGAGACAUGAAUAUAUCUGUAGAAAGCCUGACAUGUCUACUUUUAAACGAAGUAAGUCUAAUCAAAAACAAAUAUCAUGUGUUAAAGUAAUUUGUAUGAAACCAACCCCAUGUCCAGUCUUUCUGGUCAGACCUAAUUAUUUUUAAUUUGAUCACGCCCAGCUACUUACACUUUUGAUAUUAUAAUCAGCCACAUUAGGCGCAAGCUGCGUACCGCCCACAUCAACGUAAACAAAUCAGCGAGCCUUGUCUUCAUUGUUUAUCUCGGCUACUUGCAUCUUGUUACUGGACGAAGACGCGCUGUGAGGAGUAAGAUUUAUAUUUCCCUCAGAGGAAGAACGCGAUGCGACGUACGGCAAGAUCCACCGAAGGAGUAAGUCUUUAUUUUAUUAGCCGAUUUACGUUAGUUGUUGUGUUACUGUGAUAUAUAUGAAGUAUGUUUCAUUUCAUUGCAUUGAAAUGUUUCAGGACAUCAGAUGUUUUUAAUGUUCUAUAAAAUGAAAAUGAUGCGAUAUAAAAGUAAGUGUUUACACUGUGACACUGAAUGAUAGAGUCUAAGGUUUAGACAAAAACUACUCAAUGUUUAUGAUGUGCUUCACAAUAAUACAUUAGUUUCCCAGACAUAAAAUGGUUUUGUAUUGUAUAACACAUACAAAGCAUGCUUGUGUUUAUGACUAUAAAAAUCAUAUUUAUUUUUUUAUUUAUAGUAUAACAAUAGGAUAAUAUUAGUUUGUUAAUAAUGCUCUGUGCAUGAAUAGAUGUUUAACGUGUUAAUAAUAAUUAGUUUCUCAGAUAUAAAAUGCCAUUUUUUUUAAGAUGGCAUGAAACAUGUUUGAGUCUAUGACUACAAAAUCAUACUAUAUGUAUAUAUUACAGAUGCUCCUGAUAUUAACAUGCUCACAGAUGUUUUAUUUUUUUCUAGUGAUCUGCACCACAGAUUAAUGCUAUAUGAAGAGUGCUGUACCAACAUCAGAUGUUCAGUUACCCUGAUAUUUUAUUGUAAAACAAUUUCCUGGACUACUGAUGAUGAGUUGUGUUUCUUGAAUCCAUGGAAAGAAGCAGCAAUCACUUAAAUAUCAGAUUGUUUCUACCUGACAGUCACAGACUCAUUGAUGGGCCAUUAGAGGAGGGCCUUUUGUCUCUCAGUGCAUGAAGAGAAUGCUUAGCAUUUCAAGCCAGAUGCCAACUCAGAUGCAACUUUCCUUUCUAAAUAAAGGAGGUUCGGAUCUUCACACUGGACUGAGUUCUGCAUAUUCUUCAAAAUCUUCAGAUGGUCAGUGGAUGAAGAAAAACCUCAUAUUUGAGGAGGAACAAGAAGCCACUGUCAAAACACAAUGUGAAGACAAUAAUGUAAAUGCAAAGGUGUUGCAAAAUAAGAAGCGUAAUGGAAACAAAAGAGUUUAUGAAUGCCAUGUGUGCCUUAAACGAUUUGGUGCCCCAUCCAAACUAAAAAGGCAUUGCCUUAUUCACACGGAUCAGAGGCCAUUUCAAUGUUCCAUAUGCUUUCGUGGCUUCAGAGAACGCUCUCAUCUAAAAGUACACCUCAAAACUCACACCAACCCUUCAUCACCAGAUCAGAGAUCACAGACGAAUACACAGAUUACAACUUCCAGUCCAGUUUACCUGAAGCAGAAAAAUAACGGUGAGAAUCAGUGCAGCAUCUGUCUGAAGAUCUUUGCAUAUCCUUCUAAGCUUGCUAGACAUAUUUUGAGCCACACGGAUAUCAGACCAUUUAAGUGCCAGAUGUGCUUGAAAUCAUUUCAAUUUCGAUGGCAUUUGCAGUGCCACGUGAAAACCCAUAAAAAAAAGGGUCGGAAGAUAAUUGCUGGUCAUUUGGAACAGGAUCGUACCGUUUCUUCCAGCAAUGUAGAAAAACCUAAAGAACAAGAUGUGCACACAUCCUCACAAGAAGGAGCUGAAGACUCUUCUACAGUUCACCAAGAUCAAAAUAUGGUUAAAGAGAGUAUGGUGUAUCAGAAAAUGAGUGGUGACUGCCGUGAUUCAGAUGUAUAUUUGCAAGGGACCCUUUUAAAUGAAGGAGAUUUGGAUCUUCGAACUGGACAGAGUUCUGCAUAUACUUCCCAACCAGAGGGCGAGUGCAUGGUAAAAAAAGAAGAAUUUGAGGAGGAACAAGAAGCCAGUGUCACAACACAAAGUGAGGACAAUGAUGUAAAUGUGAAGGCGUUGCAAAGUAAAAGUCGUAACAGAAACAAAAGAGUUUAUGAAUGCCAUGUGUGCCUUAAACGAUUUGGUGCUCCAUCCAAACUAAAACGGCAUUGCCUUAUUCACACGAAUCAGAGGCCAUUUCAGUGUUCCAUAUGCUCCUCUGCCUUCAGAGAACAUUGUCAUCUAAAAGCACACCUCAGAACUCACACCAACUCUUCAUCACCAAAUGCAGUCAUGCCUGCCGGAAAAGGGAUCUUACCAGUAUCCAAGUCUUCUGAUCGCAUAGGUACGUUUCAACGCAAACAGAAAAAUGGAUAUCAGUGUGAAAUAUGCUUGAAGAAAUUCAGGUUCCCCUCAAAACUAACUCGACAUCUUUUCGUUCAUUUUGAUGUCAAGGCUUACACUUGCACAAUCUGCAGAAAGUCAUUCAAACAGGCCAAUUAUCUCCAUAAACACCUCAAGGUACAUACAGGAAAAAGAAAUGAUAAUUCUAGGUUGUGUAGAGUCCCCCAAAAGCAUGGGCACAAAUCUCCAACACCUGGAGCUUUAAAAAGUACAAAUAACUGCACACCGGAUAUUGGAAAUGUGUGUUUACCUCAGAUAUUAGACUCUUCAGAGACCAAGAAGCAUCAAAAACCUGAAUGCCGAGGGAAUCUUCACCGAAGUGUCCAUUUGAUAGAGUCAAAUUCAAGUACCAUAGAGAUUAAAAGCUCUAACGCUUGGAAAAAUACUGAAGAGCAGAUCACGAGCCCAGUUUACCUGAAACCCAAACAUAAAGGUGUGAAUCAGUGCAGCAUCUGUCUGAAGAACUUUGCAUUUCCUUCUAAGCUUGCUAGACAUAUUUUGAGCCACACAGAUAUCAGACCAUUUAAGUGCCCCAUGUGCGUGAAAUCAUUUCAAUUUCGAUGGCAUUUGCAGUGCCACGUGAAGAUCCACAAGAAAAAGGGUCGGAAUGUAAUUGCUGGUCAUUCACAACAGGAUUGUACAGUUUCUUUCAGUAAUGCUGGAAAUUCCAAACUACAAGAUGUGCAAAUAUCUUCAGAAGAUGGAGUUGAGAACUCUGCUACAGUUCACCAAGAUCAAAAUACGACUAUGGAUUCUCAAAAAAUGAGUGGUGAUUCCAGCGAUUCUGGUGUAUGUUUGCAAGUUUCCUUUCUAAAUGAAGGAGGUUCAGAUCUUCAAACUGGACAGAGUUCUGCACAUACUUCCAAACAUUCAGAGGGCCAGUGGAUGAAGCAAAAACAAGAAUUUGAGGAGGAACAAGAAGCCAGUAUCACAGCACUGAAGCCCAAACAUAAAGGUGUGAAUCAGUGUAGCAUCUGUCUGAAGAACUUUGCGUUUCCUUCUAAGCUUGCUAGACAUAUUUUGAGCCACACAAAUAUCAGACCAUUUAAGUGCCACAUGUGCAUGAAAUCAUUUCAAUUUCGAUGGCAUUUGCAGUGCCAUGUGAAGAUCCACAAGAAAAAGGGUCGGAAUAUAAUUGCUGGUCAUUCGCAACAGGAUCGUGCUGUUUCUCUUAGUAAUGCUGGAAAUUCCAAAGAACAAAUUGUGCAGAUAUCCUCACAAGAUGGAGCUGAGGACUCUGCUACAGUUCACCAAGAUCAAAAUAUGGCUAUGGAUUCUCAAAAAAUGUGUGGUGACACCAGCAAUUCUGGUGUAUGUUUGCAAGUUUCCCUCCUAAAUGACGGAGGUUCAGAUCUUCACACUGGACAGAGUUCUGCACAUUCUUCCAAACAUUCAGAGGGUCAGUGGAUUAAGCAAAAACAAGAAUUUGAGGAGGAACAAGAAACCAGUGACACAACACAAAGUGAGGACAAUAAUGUGAGAACGCACACACAUUACUGCAAACCAGAUGAUGGUAAUGUGUGUUUACCUCAAAUAUUAGACUCUUCAGAGAUGAAAAAGCAUGAAAAACUGGAAUGCCAAAGAGCUGAAUCACAACCUCCUACUGAAGAGCAGAUCACAACCUCCAGCCCAAUUUACCUGACGCGCAAACAUAAAGGUGUGAAUCAGUGCAGCAUCUGUCUGAAGAACUUUGCGUUUCCUUCUAAGCUUGCUAGACAUAUUUUGAGCCACACAAAUAUCAGACCAUUUAAGUGCCACAUGUGCGUGAAAUCAUUUCAGUUUCGAUGGCAUUUGCAGUGCCACGUGAAGAUCCACAAGAAAAAGGGUCAGAAUAUAAUUGCUGGUCAUUCGCAACGGGAUCGUACUAUUUCUCUUAGUAAUUCUGGAAAUUCCAAAGAACAAGAUGUGCAAAUAUCUUCACAAGAUGGAGCUGAGGACUCUGCUACAGUUCGUCAAGAUCAAAAUAUGGCUAUGGGCUCUCAAAAAAGAAGUGGUGACUCCAGCGAUUCUAGUGUAUGUUUGCAAGCUUCCCUUUUAAAUGAAGGAGGCUCAGAUAUUCACACUGGACAGAGUUCUGUGCUUUCGUCCAAACCUUCAGAGGGCCAGUGGAUUAAGCAGAAAGAAGAAUUUGAGGAGGAACAAGGAUCCAGUGUCACAACACUGAAGCCCAAACAUAAAGGUGUGAAUCAGUGCAGCAUCUGUUUGAAGAACUUUGCGUAUCCUUCUAAGCUUGCUAGACAUAUUUUGAGCCACACAGAUGUCAGACCAUUUAAGUGCAACCUGUGCGUGAAAUCAUUUCAGUUUCGGUGGCAUUUGCAGUGCCAUGUGAAGAUCCACAAGAAAAAGGCUCAGAAUAUAAUUGCUGGUCAUUCGGAACAGGAUCGUACUGUUUCUUUCAGUAAUGCUGGAAAUUCUAAAGAACAAGAUGUGCACACAUCCUCACAAGACGGAGCUGAAGACUCUGCUACAGUUCACCAAGAUCAGAAUAUGGUUAAAGAGGAUAUGGCGUAUCAAAAAAUUAGUAGUGCCUGCAGUGAUUCAGACGUAUAUUUGCGAGGUACCCUUCUAAAUGAAGGAGAUUGGAAUCUUCACGCUGGACAGAGUUCUGCACAUUCUUCCAAACCAUCAGAGGGUCAGUGGAUGGAGAAAAAAGAAGAAUUUGAGGAGGAACAAGAAGCCAGUGUCACAACACAAAGUGAGGACAAAGAUGUGAGAACGCACACACAUUACUGCAAACCGGAUAAUGGUAAUACGAGUUUGCCUCAAAUAUUAGACUCUUUAGAGAUGAUAAAGCUUGAAAAACCUGAAUGCAGAAGAGCUGAAUCACAACUUCCUACUGAAGACCAGAUCAAAACCUCCAGCCCAGUUUACCUGAAGCGCAAACAUAAAGGUGUGAAUCAGUGCAGCAUCUGUCUAAAGACCUUUGCGUAUCCUUCUAAGCUUGCUAGACAUAUUCUGAGCCACACAAAUAUCAGACCAUUUAAGUGCCACAUGUGUGUGAAAUCAUUUCAAUUCCGAUGGCAUUUGCAGUGCCACGUGAAGAUCCACAAGAAAAAGGGUCGGAAUUUAAUUGAUGGUCCUUCGCAACAGGAUCGUACUGUUUUUUUAAGCAAUGCUGGAAAUUCCAAAGAACAAGAUGUGCAAAUAUCCUCACAGGAUGGAGCUGAGGACUCUGCUACAGUUCAUCAAGAUCAAAAUAUGGCUAUGGAUUCUCAAAAAAUGAGUGGUGACUCCAGUGAUUCUGGUGUAUGUUUGCAAGUUUCUCUUCUAAACGAAGGAGGUUCAGAUCUUCACACUGGACAGAGUUCUGCACAUUCUUCCAAACAUUCAGAGGGCCAGUGGAUGAAGCAAAAACAAGAAUUUAAGGAGGAACAAGAAUCCAGUGUCACAACACUGAUGCACAAACAUAAAGGUGUGAAUCAGUGCAGCAUCUGUCUGAAGAACUUUGCGUAUCCUUCUAAGCUUGCUAGACAUAUUUUGAGCCACACAAAUAUCAGACCAUUUAAGUGCCACAUGUGCGUGAAAUCAUUUCAAUUUCGAUGGCAUUUGCAGUGCCACGUGAAGAUCCACAAGAAAAAGGGUCGGAAUAUUGCUGGUCAUUCAGAACAGGAUCGUACUGUUUCUUUCAGUAAUGCUGGAAAAUCUAAAAAACAAGAUAUGCAAAUAUCCUCACAAGAUAGAGCUGAGGACUCUGCUACAGUUCAUCAAAAAAUGAGUGGUGACUCCAGGGAUUCCAGUGCAUAUUUGCAAGUUUCCCUUUUAAAUGAAGGAGGCUCGGGUAUUCAAACUAGACAGAGUAAUGCAUAUUCUUCCAAACUUUCAGUGGGCCAGUGGAUGCAGGAAAACCAAGUUAAGGAGGAGCAAGCAGCCAGUGUCACAACACAAAAUGAGGACACAGAUGUAAAUGCAAAGGUGUUGCAAAGUGAGAAUAGAACAGAGAAUAAGAACAAAAGAGUUUGUGGUUGUCCUGUGUGCCAUAAACUAUUUGAUGAUCCAUCCAAACUAAAAAGGCAUUGCCGUAUUCACACGAAUCAAAGGCCCUUUCAGUGUUCCGUAUGCUGUCAUGCUUUCAGAGAACGCUCUCAUCUAAAAGAACACAUCAGAAUUCACAACAUCCCUGUGAAGCGGAGGACAACAUCUCUCCAGAGCUAUAGAAACAAUAGUGUGCCCUGUCGUCAAGCAUCUAAGUUGAAGACAAAAUUCUCUCCAAAAAAACCAACUGCCCAAGACGAUUCAAAGUCAACAGAUAAAGAAAACUCAACAAUGCACCAAGAACAAAAUACGAUGAUUGCAGAGAAUAUGGCAUCUCGGAAAAUUAUUGGUGACUGCAGUAAUUCAGAUGCACAUUUGCAAGAUUUCCUUCUAAACGAAGGAGGUUUGCAUCUUCACACUGGACAAAGUUCUGCAUAUUCCUCCAAAACUUUAGAGGGCCAGUGGAUGGAGGAAAACCAAGAAUCUGAGGAAUUACAAGAUGCCAAUGUCACAACACAAAGUGAAGACAAGGAUCUAAAUCUGAAAGUGAUGCAAAGUAAAAAUGCUAAUGGAAACAAAAGAGUUUAUGAAUGCCCUGUGUGCAGUAAACAAUUUGGUGCUCCAUCCAAACUAAAAAGGCAUUGCCUUAUUCAUACGAAUCAGAGGCCAUUUCAGUGUUCCAUAUGUUGCCGUGCUUUUAGAGAACGCUCACAUCUAAAAGUACACGUCAGAACUCAUACAAACCCUGUGAAGCGGAGGAUAACAUCACUCCAGAGCUAUAGAGACAAUAGUGUGCUUCGUAAUCAAGCAUCUAAGUCAAAGAUAAAAUCCUAUCCAAACCAACUAACUGCCCAAAAUGAUACCAGUUCAACAGAUAAACAAAAUUCAACAGUGCACCAGGAUCAAAAAAUGGUUACAGAUAAUUUGGCAUCUCAAAAAAUGAGUGGUGGUAAUUCAAACAUAUAUUUGCAAGACUCCCUUCUAAAUGAAGGAGGUUUAGAUCUUCACACGGGACAGAGUUCUGCAUAUUCUUCCAAACCUUCAGAGGGCCAUUGGAUGGAGGAAAAUCAAGAAUCUGAAGAGGAACAAGAGCUCUGUGUCACAACACAUAGGGAGGACAAGGAUGUAAAUGUGAAGGUGUUGCAAAGUAAGAAUUCCAAUAGGAACAAAAGAGUUUAUGAUUGCCCUGUGUGCCAUAAAAGAUUUGCUGCUCCAUCCAAACUAAAGAGGCAUUGUCUUAUUCACACAAAUCAAAGGCCCUUUCAGUGUUCCAUAUGCUCCUCUGCCUUCAGAGAACGUUCUCAUCUAAAAAUACACCUCAGAACUCACACCAACCCUGUGAAGCGGAGGAGAACAUCAUUCCAGAGCUAUAGAGACAAUAGUUUCCCUUGUACUCGAGCAUCUAAGUCAAGGUUAAAACUAUCUUCAAAACAACCAGUUGCCCAAGAUGAUACCAGAUUGACAGAUAAAGAAAAGUCAACAGUAGACCAAGACCAAAAUAUGGUCAAAGAGAAUAUGGCAUCUCAAAAAUGA